Molecule: messenger RNA, 1020 nt
Organism: Saccostrea echinata
Lineage: Eukaryota; Metazoa; Mollusca; Bivalvia; Ostreida; Ostreidae
Product: acetylcholine receptor subunit delta-like
Exons: 1
Coding region: 1-1020 (339 amino acids)
Biological process (GO): monoatomic ion transmembrane transport; nervous system process; regulation of membrane potential
Cellular component (GO): neuron projection; membrane; synapse
Molecular function (GO): transmembrane signaling receptor activity; extracellular ligand-gated monoatomic ion channel activity; neurotransmitter receptor activity
Source: RefSeq, a predicted model, not a curated record
AUGAUGUGGACGGAUGAAUUGAUAAAGGCAGAUUUUUCAAAAGAGGUAACCUCUGAUAUACCCAUCCCGAUAUCAUUGAUUUGGAGUCCACAGCUUUCAAUUUACAAUACAGUUACUGAGGAAACUGUCUUAAAGACCAGUGAAGACAAAUAUCAGACAGUGUUUUUGUCUCCUAACGGAACAAUUCGUUUAAGCACUGUGGGUUUAUCUGAAACCAAGUGUGAUGCCAAUAUCCUGUAUUAUCCAAUGGAUGUGCAAAGAUGUGAAAUACAUUUUAUAAGUAAUGAACUCAUCGAAAAUGUGGUUUUGAGGCCAAAUUCAGAGGAAAAUCUCGUGUCAAACGUCCCACAAGUUUUAAUAAAAAACGAAGAAUGGGAAAUCACAGACGUAAAGUGUGAUACAAACAUAUUGUAUGGCGUUUCAAGAAUGGUUCUUUCUUUUACCAUGUCCAGGCACCCAAUGUAUCUCUUCAUGAACUUUGCUUUCCCACUUGCGUAUCUGUGCUUUUUGAAUUUCUUUGUGUUUCUUCUUCCGGAAUCUUCCGGAGAGCGAAUUUCUUAUGCAGUCACAAUGCUUCUUGCUUUGAUUUUGUAUCUGAAUAUGAUUGCUGAUCGAUUACCGAAUACUAUUCCAGUUAGUCUGCUCAACAUCAAUGUUGUUAUUCAACUGAGCAGUAGCAGCUGUGUAGUAUGGAUGACGAUACUGACUCUUUGGAUGUACGAGAAGCAACAAAAAGAUCUGCCAGUAUCAUGGGGUUGGCAGGCUUUUGUGCGUAUAACUACUCCCAAAAGCUGCAGGAGAUCACAGCGGAAAAUACGUCCCCUAGAAGAAGAAGUCAAAGGGAGAGAUGAUAAAGUGAUGGAGGACAACAGUUCUCAAGGAACACCUGAAAACGAGGAAACUAUCACAUGGAUGGACGUAACAAAUGCAGCAAAUCGGUCUAUAUUUUGGAUAGCUAUCAUGUUCUUGAUCAUUCAAUGUUUUCUGUUUGUCUUUUUAAUAAUAGUUCGUCCGAUUUAA